Molecule: messenger RNA, 835 nt
Organism: Alnus glutinosa
Lineage: Eukaryota; Viridiplantae; Streptophyta; Magnoliopsida; Fagales; Betulaceae
Exons: 3
Coding region: 82-642 (186 amino acids)
Source: RefSeq, a predicted model, not a curated record
GAAAAGCAGUACUACAACAUUGCAGUAAGAGUAACAUUCCAAGAUUUUGCUGUUAGUUAUUGGUUAUUGGGAACAGCAAAAAUGUCCAUAGCCUUAUCUCAGCAAAGCUUCCUCGCCAACGCCCUCAGUACUCCAUCAACCCACAAAUCCAAGACAAGGAUUCUCUAUUCUGUCAAAGCUAUCUCAUGCAGAUACCCACCUCAUGACCACCAAGAUUCCCCAAGGAAGAUCAGUGACAACCAGUUGGCAAGGCUGGCGAUAGCGACACUGGCAGCUGGGGUGUUGACGCUGGGCUCAGUUCAUGAUGCAUCUGCGGCCAAGACUGGUGGAAGAGUAGGCGGCCAGGCUUUUCGGUCACCGGCUCCUCGGUCAGCCCCUAGAGUCAACAAUAAUUCGAGGACCAACAUUAACAUUAAUCCUCCAGUUGCCCCUCCUUUAGUUGGUGGGUAUGGUUUUGGUUAUGGUGUACCAUUCUAUGGUGGCUGGGGUUGGUCACCAUUUUCAUUCUUUGCACCUGGUCCAAGUGUUGCCAUUGGCGUUGGAGGUGGAUUUGAUGUUCUAGCUCUGUUUCUGUUUCUUGGUGCUGUAGCUGCUGUUGUGAGGAGAUUCAUUGGAUCAAGAGAUGAAGACAGUGAUUACUAGUACUGCAGAUAAUUUUUUUUUUUUUUUUUUUUUUUUUUUGAUGUUUGAAUAGAAUGAUAUGUAUAGAUGUUUCACUUUGAGCAUCUCUGCUCAAAAACCUUCAUAUUGUGUAUAUUUAGCUAAUAUGAGGCAAAAACAAGGUCCAGUAGCUUGUCUUCUCCUUAUCUAAAACACAUAUUUUGCUUUUCGAUUA